AUGGAUUUCGCCGCUCUCAUGUCCAAGGAGAUCUCCAAGGCUAAAGGCUCCGUCACCCCCAAGGCGUCCGGUCCAACCAAAGAAAAAGAGGCGCCCGUUGAGCCGCCGAAGAAAUACUUGCGCCGAGGAGAAGUCGAGGCUGCGCGCAUUGCAGCAUAUAAUGAGGAGCAGGAGCGAUUACAACGGGAACGCGAAGAGCGCCUAGCCAACAAACGCAAGCUCGAGGAGGAGGAAGCGGACCGAAAUCGCGACCGGGAGGAAAAGAAACGAAAGAUUGCGGAGCAGUCAAAGAAACGGAGGGAAGAGGAAGAAGAUGCAAAGGAACGUGAGAGGCGACGCAGACUCGGGCUUCCUGAAUUGCCUGCCAAGAACGACCGUGAUGAGACACCAGCCAGCGAGGGAGCCGAAGCGGAGGAUAUGGAGGAGGAGGAGCUCACAGAGAAGUUGCGGGCACUGGAUGAGCCCGCUCGACUGUUUGGCGAGAACCAUCGAGCGCGACUCCGCCGUUACCGUCGCUUAGUGAAACGGUCCGCUACUUUGCAGAAGAUGACGGAUGGACCCAUUCCCACCAUUCUGGAGCCUGUGCCUGGUGGACAGAUGAUCAUCGAGGCCAAAAUACCGAAGGAACAGGAUCGCCGGCUGUUCCUGUUCCGGCAGCUGGCAUCUUACUUCAACAUGGUCCUGUCCGAGUGGGAGCUUGCACUGGCCAAGCGUGAUGUGACCGUCCGAGAAAGCUUCCAAGGCAAGCAGGCAUACAAUGCCAUGGUUCAGUCUCGAGAGAACCUGAAGCCGCUCUUCCGCCGGUUCGAGAAGGCAGACCUAGAAGACGGACUCUUGGAGCCGAUUGUGGAAAUUGUCCACAAGGCUCAGCAGCGGAGAUAUGUCGACGCCAACGACGCAUAUCUUCGGGUGAGCAUUGGAAAAGCUGCGUGGCCCAUCGGUGUGACCAUGGUUGGUAUUCAUGAACGGUCCGCCCGCGAGAAACUACACCAAAGCGAUCAACAGGCCCAUAUCCUCAGCGACGAGGCUACGCGCAAAUACCUACAGAGCAUUAAACGAUGCUUGAGCUUUGCGCAGGUGCGCUGGCCCCCGGAGGAUCAGUUGCAGGUCAUGGGCUAG
This is a messenger RNA of Penicillium canariense, 1119 nucleotides long. Its product is annotated as mRNA splicing protein PRP18. The transcript has 2 exons. Bases 1 to 1119 code for a protein of 372 amino acids. Gene Ontology annotation, biological process: generation of catalytic spliceosome for second transesterification step; RNA splicing. The record is from RefSeq and is a predicted model, not a curated record. Lineage: Eukaryota; Fungi; Ascomycota; Eurotiomycetes; Eurotiales; Aspergillaceae. Gene Ontology annotation, cellular component: U4/U6 x U5 tri-snRNP complex; U5 snRNP; U2-type post-spliceosomal complex.